Saccoglossus kowalevskii is the source of this 1935-nucleotide messenger RNA. Its product is annotated as sphingosine-1-phosphate lyase 1-like. The record is from RefSeq and is a predicted model, not a curated record. Gene Ontology annotation, biological process: carboxylic acid metabolic process; sphingolipid catabolic process. Lineage: Eukaryota; Metazoa; Hemichordata; Enteropneusta; Harrimaniidae. Gene Ontology annotation, cellular component: endoplasmic reticulum. Gene Ontology annotation, molecular function: sphinganine-1-phosphate aldolase activity; pyridoxal phosphate binding.
AAAAAUGGCGUCGACCACUGGCACUGACUCGACAAAAUUAUCGGGGUUGACUGAGUUCAUCCAACAAUACAAGACUUUGUUAAAACCAUACGCGGAUACUGCUUUAGUGUAUGCAAAUAAUUGUAGAACGGCCGUGAAUACGUAUUGCGAUGAUUGGGAACCGUGGCAGAUUAUUUUAUGCACAUUAGGUCUGACCGUAGCUGUUAUAUGGAUCUAUCAAUUCCUAUUUGACCAUGAUCUAAGUCCCUGGCAAAGAUUAAGCAAGUUUUUUUUCAAAACUAUUAGAAAAAUACCUAUUAUUGGACCAAAGAUCCAGCAAGAGAUUGAAAAGACAAUGCGUGAAAUUGAGAGCAAAUUGUUUCCACUCGGUCCGGGACAGAGGUACGUCAAUCAACUACCUGACAAGGGAAUAAAAGAAAAUGAACUAAUGAAAUUAAUUGAAGAUAAAUAUCAUGCAAUAGAAUCCCAUAACUGGGAGAAGGGCAUGGUUUCUGGCACAGUGUAUUGUGGGAGUCAAGACCUAACAAGGCUGACUGCCAAGGUUUAUGGGGAGUUUGCCUGGGCCAAUCCAUUACAUCCGGAUGUGUUCCCGGGUCUUCGUAAAAUGGAAGCCGAGGUGGUAGCAAUGUGUGUUCGAAUGUUCAAUGGUGGACCAAAAGCAUGUGGCGCGGUGACAACUGGUGGUACUGAAAGUAUUUUAAUGGCAUGCAGAGCCUACAGAGCUAUAGCCUAUGAGAGGGGAGUUAAAAGACCUGAAAUUCUAGCGCCAAAAAGUGUGCAUGCAGCCUUUGAUAAAGCCGCUACAUAUUUUUGUAUGAAGGUUGUUCGUGUGCCGCAGGAUGAAAAUAUGCGAUGUGACAUUAAGGCUAUGGAGAGAAUGAUCAAUAAAAAUACCUGUGUCUUAGUUGGAUCAGCACCACAAUUCCCUCAUGGUUCUAUAGAUCCCAUAGAGGAUAUAUCAAAGCUGGCAUUAAAGUAUAAUUUACCAUGCCAUGUGGAUGCAUGCCUAGGAGGUUUUCUUAUUGCUUUCAUGGACAAAGCUGGUUAUCCUUUACAACCAUUUGACUUUAGAUUGGAAGGUGUUACCAGUAUAUCCGCUGAUACUCAUAAGUAUGGUUAUGCUCCAAAAGGAUCAUCUGUAGUUCUAUAUAAAAAUGAAGAAAUUCGUUCUGGGCAAUAUUUUGCAUAUCCUGACUGGCAAGGUGGUCUUUAUGCCACACCAUGUAUCGGAGGUAAUCAUUGUGGUGCAAUCAUUGCAGCAACUUGUGCAGUUAUGAUGUAUNNNGGAGAACAAGGAUAUGUUGAAGCCACCCGUAAAGUUAUUGAAACUACACGUUAUAUCGAAGCAGGAAUUCGUGAAAUUGAAGGCCUUCAUAUUGUUGGCAGUUCUGAUGUGAGUGUAGUUGCCUUUGGAUCGCUAGACUUUGACAUAUUUCAAUUAUCAGAUAUGAUGACUAAACAAGGAUGGCAUCUCAAUCCCCUGCAGUUUCCUACCAGCAUACAUAUUUGUUGUACAUUAGUUCAUACGAAAACAGGAUAUGCUGAUAAAUUCUUGAAUGAUUUACGUCUUGUCACCGCGGAGAUGAUGAGCAAACCCAGGACAAAGCCAGACGGAUCAGCUGCUAUGUACGGCAUGGCUCAAACCAUUCCUGAUCGCUCUAUUGUUACUCAGGUGGCCUGUACAUAUUAUAAUGCCUACUACAGGACCACUCCUUCACCUUUGCUGAAUGGAAUGGAAUAAUCUCAAUCCGUUCCUCCCACUUCAUCUACAACACUUAUUAAUGCAAGUCAUACAUGUAGUUUUUACCAAUUGUCUUGAAGUUUAUUAAUUAAGCUAUGCAAAUGAAACAUGAUUUUGACGUGUUUGAAAUUUACAGCUAAUCCAAGGCUUGCUCGAAAGAAGUCAGGGUUAGAGAGAAUUCUGGUUUACACAAG